Molecule: messenger RNA, 1536 nt
Organism: Medicago truncatula (barrel medic)
Lineage: Eukaryota; Viridiplantae; Streptophyta; Magnoliopsida; Fabales; Fabaceae
Product: alpha-galactosidase
Exons: 15
Coding region: 162-1391 (409 amino acids)
Biological process (GO): carbohydrate metabolic process
Cellular component (GO): plant-type cell wall
Molecular function (GO): hydrolase activity, hydrolyzing O-glycosyl compounds
Source: RefSeq, a predicted model, not a curated record
UUUAUUUGGUUUCAAUACAAUAGUACACUUUUUCUAUUGUAUUGGACCACAUUACAAUACAUAUAUAAACUCUUCAAUACUUAGCACUUUUUUUUAUUCAAAAACACACACACACGCAUACAUAUAAACAUUCAUUUACAUUUAAAUUAAUUUGCAUCACUAUGGCAAUUAGACUCAUGGCUAUGAUGUUUGUGUUGCAUAUCAUUUUGCUAUUGAAUGCAAAUGUUCCAUCAACAUAUGCUCGAUUAUUAGGUAACAAAACCAUGUCCAAGGAGAAGGUAAUUAGGAGAUAUCUUGUAGAAAAUGGACUUGGUUUGACACCCCCCAUGGGGUGGAGUAGCUGGAAUCAUUUUGGGUGUGAUGUUAAUGAAAGUAUAGUUCGUGAAACAGCUGAUGCAAUGGUGUCAUCAGGACUUGCAAAUUUGGGGUACCAUUAUCUUAAUUUAGACGAUUGUUGGGCCGAGCUCAAUCGAGAUUCAGAGGGAAAUAUGGUUCCCAAUACUGCAACAUUUCCCUCAGGAAUGAAGGCUUUAGCUGAUUAUGUUCACAACAAAGGUUUAAAGUUGGGGAUUUACUCAGAUGCUGGAACUCUUACUUGUAGUAAACGCAUGCCUGGAUCACUGGGACAUGAAGAACAAGAUGCUAAAACAUUUGCUUCUUGGGGAAUUGACUAUUUGAAGUAUGAUAAUUGUGAAAACAAUGGUAUAAGCCCUAAAGAAAGGUACCCGCCAAUGAGUGAAGCCUUAAUGAAAUCUGGAAGGUCAAUCUUCUUCUCAAUGUGUGAAUGGGGAUGGGAAGACCCAGCAACAUGGGCAAAAAGUGUGGGAAAUAGUUGGAGAACAACAGGUGAUAUUGAAGAUAAUUGGAAUAGCAUGACUUCUAUAGCAGAUUCAAACAAUAAAUGGGCAUCGUAUGCUGGACCUGGAGGAUGGAAUGAUCCUGACAUGCUUGAGGUUGGGAAUGGAGGCAUGACUACAGAAGAAUAUCGUUCACAUUUCAGCAUAUGGGCUUUAGCUAAGGCUCCUUUAUUGGUUGGUUGUGAUAUUCGUGCAAUGGAUAAUACCACAUAUGAAUUAAUAACUAACUCGGAAGUUAUUGCAGUAAACCAAGACAAACUAGGAGUUCAAGGAAAGAAAGUGAAAAGUACUAAUGAUUUGGAGGUUUGGGCAGGUCCUCUAAGUGAAAACAAGCUAGCAGUUAUUUUAUGGAAUAGGAGCUCAUCAAAUGCAACGGUAAUUGCAUCCUGGUCUGAAAUAGGCCUAGAACCAGAAGCCAUUGUUGAUGCAAGAGAUUUAUGGGAGCAUUCAACUCAAUUGUUUGUUUCAAAAGAAAUCUCCGCUGAAAUAGAUUCUCAUGCUUGUAAGAUGUAUGUCUUGACACCCACGAGCUAGUUUCAAGUGGAAGAGCUGAAGUUAUUGUUCAAUCAUAUUAAUUUUCAAUAAGAUGUGCUAGAAUAAAUUCAUAUAUAUGUUGGAUUAAUGAUGCUAUAUGUGUUUGUAAUUUUGAUGCAUUAAGACGAUCUUAAUAUCAUGGAAA